AUGUCAAGGGGCAUACCUGCUGCCCCCCAGUCUAGGGCCCUGACUCUCACCGAGGAACUGGAGAAAUUGGAACAAUCCAUAACUCUCACCCUGCAAGAAAUUGAUCAUAACUUUAGUCGUGCGCAUCGAAUCGUCACAUCGAGCAUCCUGCCUAUUGUCGAACAAUAUACUGCUCACUCCAAAGAUGUCUGGGAGGGAUCAAAGUUCUGGAAACAAUUCUUUGAGUCGAGCGCCAAUGUGUCUCUAUCGGGUUACGAGGAACCACCUUCCCAGUACGAUAGUGUCGAUCUAACAACUACCGAGGACUCGAAUGUUACAACCCACACAACUUUGGAGACCUCGGAAUCUUAUGAGACACCCUCAGCCCAACAUAUUUCGACUGACUCAAUACAAGAUAUUGAUCUGUCUAACUUGAGCAUAUCGCCAUCGCACAGCACCCCCAGACCAACAGCGAAGUCGAAAACCCAACACGCUGCGUUUGCUGACUACCCAUCUCCUUACGAAACCUUACGCCAGGAAAUCAACAACACCACUAUCGAUGCGACUUCUCUAUCGCAAGCCACCGCACCAGAGACACCAGGCAAACCCACGUUUACGAUGAACGAUAUUGCCGGUACUCCCCAAUUCUCUCCAUAUCUUCUACCCCCGACUUCUAUACCAAGGCCCACAACCGCACGAAAACAAACCGACCCUCUGAUGCAUCGAAUACUGGAUCGCAACUACAGAGUACAAGCGACGCCUCUAACUGCCACGCGCUUUGCAAAUAUUCAUUCCAAAAGCGCCGCCACUCCUGCAACCACAAGAUGUGGUCAGAAUGCUAACUUUGAUUCCACUUUGUCUUCAAGCCCUGAGGUUGCGCCCCCUGAGCUCCACCCUGAGAUAUUCACCUCCCCCGAGCGCAAACAGCGUACACCGGGGGUUAGUGUCCUUACCCCGUCUCGUGCAAAGCCGCUUGCAUCAACAGCACCAACACGUACGCCGGGAGUAUGGGAUAGCGACGAGGAUGAUCUCGAUGAUGACUUGGAUUUUGCUCAGAGCCCGCCCAAGACUAUGCAAUUCCAUGUCCCACAGAACCGUCUCCUUAAGACACCAGCCAAGGAAGCCUCGAAACGAAUUGUGGACGACAUUUUGACAACAGCAGGUCUAGACUAUGAUGAUGAUGAAGAGAUUGACUUCUCUCAAGAGUUGGAGACCCGGGAAUUUGACAUUGAUGAGAAUAGUCCCAGUGUUGUGCGCAAGGCUACUAACAUCGAGGAUGAGACCUUUUAA
Messenger RNA from Exophiala aquamarina CBS 119918, 1269 nucleotides. RefSeq lists its product as uncharacterized. The record is from RefSeq and is a predicted model, not a curated record. NCBI's taxonomy places the organism in Eukaryota, Fungi, Ascomycota, Eurotiomycetes, Chaetothyriales, Herpotrichiellaceae. The transcript is spliced from 4 exons. Gene Ontology annotation, biological process: attachment of spindle microtubules to kinetochore. The coding region runs from base 1 to 1269 and encodes 422 amino acids. Gene Ontology annotation, cellular component: mitotic spindle pole body; DASH complex; mitotic spindle.